Lachnellula hyalina is the source of this 1788-nucleotide messenger RNA. Its product is annotated as NmrA-like family domain-containing protein. NCBI's taxonomy places the organism in Eukaryota, Fungi, Ascomycota, Leotiomycetes, Helotiales, Lachnaceae. The transcript has 3 exons. Gene Ontology annotation, biological process: regulation of DNA-templated transcription. Gene Ontology annotation, molecular function: DNA-binding transcription factor activity, RNA polymerase II-specific; zinc ion binding. The coding region runs from base 1 to 1788 and encodes 595 amino acids. The record is from RefSeq and is a predicted model, not a curated record.
AUGACUACCCUUCGCAAAGCUUGCGGCAACUGCACGGCUUCCAAACGAAAAUGCAUUAUCCAAUUACCACAAUGCACCCGCUGCACUCAGAAGGGUCUAGAGUGUAGAUACGAUCUCGAGCCCCUGAGCGCACCGACGGGACAAGCAGGACAAUUUCCUGAUUUCUCGUUCAAUCCAUCUAAUUGCGAUUCACCAGGGUAUUGCAUCAUGAAGACACUGAAAUUCCGCGCUUCCGACAUCGAUCCAGCGAUCUGUAGACCGGGACAUGAAGAUGCGUUCGAGGUUCUUCGUUUGGGGUUCCGAUCAGUGCCAGUCCUUGCUAGGGCGGGAAAGCCUGCUGUUUUUUUACAUCCGAAGUUGGAGUAUAGCAUUGACAAGCACUUUGCUGGCCUUGGAGAGAUGGGAGAUGGUGGCGUGUGCUGUGAAAGCUUUAAGCGCCUGGUUGAGAUGGAUGUCAAGACAGUGCCUGUAAAAGAGGCCCUGGCAGCCCUUCAAGCUCUUCUCGUCUACCUUGCUACAUUCUUCUUCUCCAGUCAAACCGAACAGGAAAAUGAAAAUGCAGGGAGAUUCCUCACCGUGCUAUCUGAGUGGACUCAAGCUUUACUAGCAGCCGCCCCAAAUGCAACCAAAAUGCCUCGAAAAGCCCAGUCUCCGUGGCAGGAAUGGUUAUUGGGAGAAAGCAUCCGGCGGACCAUCAUAAUGUCAUAUGUCCUCUCUUUGGCUCUAUCCGGUUUCCAAUAUGGGUAUUGCUCUAAUUGGCUGUUCGUGGAGUCUCUUCCAUUUGAUAGGCGCGCAGGCCUAUGGAUGGCUGAGUCGCCACAGGCUUGGAUUGCAGCAGCGGAAGCUAGAAAUGGUGACGAAGUAGGGCAACAACUCAAUUCCUUGCAUGAAUUCGCCGAGAGCCUUGAUGGGUCCCCCCUGGUGGACCCUAGUUUCCGUGGAGAUGUGUUUUUGAUGUUGCUCGUAUAUGCUCACAAUGGGGUGGGGGCAUCUGCCAUCUUCAGCGUUACCGAUUUCUGGCAAUCUUUCGCCAACCCUUCACAGCGUGAGAAAGCCUCUAGUUCGAGCCAGAGUAUUGGGGUUAUAUGCAGAGAAAACGAAGCCCAGCAAAACAGGAACAUCAUCAAUGCUGCUGCCAAAGUUACCACUCUCGAAAGACUAGUUUUCUCCAGCUUGCCCAGCCCAAACAGGUUGAGCGCGGGAAAAUACGCUCAUGUCUAUCACUUUGACGGAAAAGCGAUGGGCGAGGAUUACGGCAGAUCAGCUCAUCCCAAGCUUUGGGCGAAGACAAAUGUGCUGUAUGCCGGGUACUAUUUGGAAAACUACUUUGGGGCCACGGGCCACCUAUUUAGACCCCGAAUGAACAAGGCCAAAGACACUCUCAUUUUGUCAGUCGCAGAUCCUCUAGCCACCACGCUUUUGCCCAUGUAUUCUGCAGUCGCCGAUACUGGUACCCUCGUGCAGGCAUUGCUUCGUGCUGCACCCGGUAAGAGGGUCAUUGGCGUCAACCAAUGGCUCAGUGUCCGAGACUUUGCCAAGGUUUUAGCGCGGGAGAUCGGGAAGAAAAUCGAGUUUGUGGACCGUAACCCAAGCUUUGACAUCGGAGAUCCUGAUGUUGAAAAGGAUUAUGCGGAUAUGAUGGGAUUUUGUAUUGAGUUUGGAUAUGAGGGAGGAAAGGUUGAUAAGAGUAUUGUGCAGCCGGCCGAUCUAGGUGUGCCGGUGCACCUAGAGUCUGUGGAAGAGUGGUGUAAGAAGCAGGAUUGGGAGAAAGUGUUGCAGGUUGAUUGA